This is a messenger RNA of Clarias gariepinus (North African catfish), 3581 nucleotides long. RefSeq names its product HECT and RLD domain containing E3 ubiquitin protein ligase 4 (gene herc4). Gene Ontology annotation, molecular function: ubiquitin protein ligase activity. Bases 234 to 3389 code for a protein of 1051 amino acids. Gene Ontology annotation, cellular component: cytoplasm. Lineage: Eukaryota; Metazoa; Chordata; Actinopteri; Siluriformes; Clariidae. The transcript has 24 exons. Gene Ontology annotation, biological process: protein ubiquitination; ubiquitin-dependent protein catabolic process. The record is from RefSeq and is a predicted model, not a curated record.
GAUAUGUCCAGAACAUUAUAGAAAUACCUUCGCGUGCUUUCUAUUUACGAAAUUGUGGGUGUCAUUCUCCACGUUAUCAACUACCUUGUUUUGAGGAUUUUUUUGACAGGACAACCCUUCUCAUGCCCACAACAUUCUUAUUAUUUUUUUAGGAGUUUAUGGUUUAGAGCACCAAGCUGCCACUGAUUAACAACAGAUUUUGAACUUGUUGAAGCUAAAGAAUCACUAUAACCAUGCUGUGUUGGGGAAAUGCCUCCUAUGGCCAGCUUGGAUUGGGUGGAAUUGAUGAAGAGAUCAUAGUAGAGCCCCGUAAAUGCGAAUUCUUUAAUGGAAAAGUGGUGCGAGGUAUAGGCUGUGGGAGAAAACACACAGUUUUCCUGCUUGGAGAUGGAACUGUGUAUACAUGUGGCUGCAAUGACCUGGGACAGCUGGGGCAUGACAAGGCACGCAAAAAACCAGAGCAGGUAAUGGCACUUGAUGCUCAAAAUAUUGUAGCGGUAUCUUGUGGUGAGGCCCAUACCCUUGCGCUAAACGACAAAGGACAAGUGUUUGCAUGGGGACAGGCUUCUGAUGGACAGCUCGGCCUUGCCAUCACGGAAGACUGUAUGCGUGUGCCCAGAACAGUAAAAAGUUUGUCAGAGGUCCACAUUGUCCAGGUCUCCUGUGGUUAUAGGCAUUCCCUUGCACUUUCUAGGAGGGGACAGAUUUUUUCCUGGGGUCAAAAUAGGUAUGGGCAGUUAGGACUAGGGAAAGAGGGACCUUGCAUCUUGACCCCACAGGUCAUCCAGUCUUUACAAGGCAUUCCAUUUGCCCAGAUCUCAGCAGGAGGUGCUCACAGCUUUGCACUCACUAUGUCUGGGGCUGUAUUUGGUUGGGGUCGAAACAAGUUUGGCCAGCUGGGCCUAAACGAUAACAAAGAUCGAAGUUUUCCAUCCCUGCUGAAGACUCUUAGGUCCCAAAGAGUUGUUUAUAUAUGCUGUGGAGAAGAUCACACUGCUGCAUUAACAAAGGAGGGUGGUGUGUUCACAUUUGGGGCAGGUGGAUACGGACAGCUAGGACACAACACCACAAACCACGAAGUUAACCCACGAAAGGUUUUUGAACUCAUGGGGAACGUUGUUACACAAGUUGCUUGUGGUAGGCAGCAUACCUUAGCAUUUAUUCCAUCCUCUGGCAAGAUUAAUUCCUUUGGUCUUGGAGGAAAUGGGCAACUUGGCACACGUUACACCUGCAACAGGAUAAGUCCUGCUCCAGUAAAAGGCCAGUGGAGAUCUCACAGUGACCCCACACCAGUAGAUUCUGUGGGUGAGCAGCUCUACUGUGUGAAGAGGAUUUAUGCUGGUGGAGACCAAAGUUUUGCUUAUUCCCACUGUCCUCAGAACGGCACUCCCCCAGAUGAUCUGCGAAUACAGCAUUGUGAUCAGCAUGUCUUCAGCUUGAAUGGUGACCACAUACAACAUUGGCUCAGCCAUGGUCGUGGAAGACUCUCACCAGAAAUUACAAUUGAGAUUAAUGAUAUAUUCUCCUCAGCAAGUUGUCUUAAUGGGAGUUUUCUUUCUACAAGUCAUCCAGAUCAUUACUGCACUAGCAGCAAAUAUCCUGGUGUGGACAUAAGCAUGGCUCGCCUUCUCUUCCACAGACUUAUCCAACCUGAUUAUCAACAUAUCUCACAACAAAUUGCUGCCUGUUUGGAGAGGUAUUUGAUUCCUAACCUGUGCAGCUCUCCUCCAGACAUUGAGGCACUAAGACUCUACCUCAUACUUCCAGAGUGUCCACUGUUUAAAAACCCCAGUGCUUACAUCACACUCACCAUUCCUUUUGCAGAGGCAGUCAUCCGCCUCAGCAAUGCUCCCCUCAAAGUGCUUGGAAAUUGGUGGUCUUGUCUUGAUCCUAAAGUGUUUCAAGGACUUGUGGAAGUGUAUAAAGAGGUGAUUGUUUAUCUCCUCCGGAUGCAGAAGAUGGGAAUUUCACCAUCUGAGCACAGGGCAUUUAACUGCUUCCUUAGUACCUGUUUGAAAUUUCUGGAGAUUUUGCAUUCUGUAAAUGAACGAGUUGGACAAAUUAUCCAGUAUGACAAGUUUUAUAUACGCGAACUGGAAGACCUUGUUGACAUCAGGAGUGAUUACGUUACUUGGAUUCAGCAUCAGAUGUUCUCCAUGGGUAUGGAUGCCCAGGUCAUGCUGUGCAAAUACCCGUUUGUAUUUGAUGCUCAAGCAAAGACUACACUGCUUCAAACUGACGCUGUUAUCCAAAUGCAGAUGGCUGUGGACCAAGCAGAACGACAGAACCUUAGCUCUUUAUUUGGGCCUGGUGGCAUGGUGGAGUCAGUUAACCCAUGCCUCAUUCUCAUAGUGCGCAGAGAAAAUAUUGUUGAGGACACCAUGGAGGUUUUGCGGAAGUCCAAAAAUGUUGAUUACAAGAAACCUCUAAAGGUUAUCUUUGUUGGAGAGGAGGCUGUGGAUGCUGGAGGUGUGAGGAAGGAAUUCUUCCUUCUCAUUAUGAAAGAACUCUUGGACCCCAAAUAUGGCAUGUUUAGGUAUUACAAGGAGUCUAGACUCAUCUGGUUUUCGAGCAAGACGUUAGAAGAUAUCGACUUGUUUCACCUCAUUGGGGUCAUUUGUGGUUUGGCCAUUUAUAACCUGACUAUAGUGGAACUAAAUUUUCCUGUAGCCCUGUACAAAAAACUUUUGAAGAAAGUGCCGACUUUGGACGACCUGAAGGAGCUCAUGCCUGUUGUUGGCAGGAGUCUGCAACAUUUAUUGGACUAUAUGGAAGAUGAUGUUGAGGAUACAUUCUGUUUGAACUUCACUAUUACUGUGGAAAACUUUGGUGAAACUGAAGUGUUGGAGCUGGUGCCUAAUGGAAUGAACGUCACUGUAAACAGUCACAACAGGCAAGACUUUGUAAAUGCCUAUGUUGACUACAUUUUCAACUCAUCUGUGGCUCCUCUUUUCAAUGCCUUCUAUGCUGGAUUCCACAAAGUAUGUGGAGGGAAAGUCUUGGAGCUUUUUCAGCCAAAUGAACUACAGGCCAUGGUUAUAGGGAAUACCAAUUAUGACUGGAAAGAACUAGAGAAGAACACAAAGUACAAGGGAGAAUACUGGCCUGAACACCCCACUAUCAAAUUCUUCUGGGACGUCUUUCAUGAGUUACCUUUGGAAAAGAAGAAGCAGUUCUUGUUGUUUCUUACAGGUAGUGAUCGAAUCCCCAUCCUGGGCAUGAAGAGUCUUGUCUUGGUCAUUCAGCCAACAGGAGGUGGAGAGAACUAUCUUCCUGUUGCUCAUACUUGCUUCAAUCUUUUGGAUUUGCCCAAGUAUACAAGCAGAGAAAACCUUAGGGAGAAGCUUCUACAGGCCAUUGAACACAAUCAGGGCUUUAAUCUUGCAUAAAAGUUUACAGGGACAAAGAAUUUGUUUCUAGACCACAGACCUUUUAAGGCCUCCAAUAAAAGAUACCAAUAAAAGAUCAUAAAAUUAGAUAAAAACAGUAUGACUAUAAUUAAGACUAUAAUUUAAUUAGUUUGCCAUAUUGACAUAGACAUUGUUUAACUAUAUUUGCCAAUUAAAGUUUUGAUGAUACAG